CAGGGCGGGUCUCGGGGCGGAGCCGCCCCCGCCGGAGGCCGCAGGCAGUGGCAGGCCCGGACGCGGCCCGGCGUGGCGCCUCAGUCGGGUUCCGGCGCCGGGGGUCACGGGCUGAGCCAUGUGGGGCCGCUACCGGGCGGCGCGGCGGCUGCUGCUGAGCCUCAGCCGGACUUUGAAUCAAAAGUCAUGGAGGUGGAAGAGUGGGCCUGCAAAUGAAAGAGCACUACAAUACAAGAUAGGAGAACAAAUCCAUGGGUUCACUGUAAACCAGGUAGAAGCUGUUCCUGAGCUAUUCCUAACUGCAGUGAAGCUUAGUCAUGAGAACACAGGAGCCAAAUAUUUACAUGUGGCACGUGAGGACUCCAAUAAUCUAUUCAGUGUACAAUUUCGUACCACCCCGUUGGACAGUACUGGUGUUCCACAUAUCCUUGAACACACCGUGCUUUGUGGUUCUCAGAAGUAUCCUUGCAGAGAUCCUUUCUUUAAAAUGUUAAACAGAUCACUGUCCACUUUCAUGAAUGCAUUCACAGCCAGUGAUUACACACUCUACCCAUUUUCAACACAAAAUCCAAAGGAUUUUCAGAAUCUCCUGUCCGUGUAUUUGGAUGCUGCUUUUUUCCCAUGUUUGCGACAACUAGAUUUCUGGCAAGAAGGUUGGAGGUUAGAGCAUGAGAAUCCAACUGAUCCUCAGACACCUCUAGUCUUCAAAGGAAUUGUUUUUAAUGAAAUGAAAGGGGCAUUUACAGACAAUGAGAGGUUAUUCUCACAACACCUACAGAAUAAACUCCUUCCUGAUCACACUUAUGCUGUAAUAUCUGGUGGAGACCCAUUAAGUAUUCCUGACCUUACAUGGGAACAGCUUAAACAGUUCCAUGCCACUCAUUAUCAUCCAAGCAAUGCUAGGUUCUUCACUUAUGGUAACUUCCCAUUGGAGCAGCAUUUAAAACAAAUUCAUGAAGAAGCGCUGACUAAGUUUCAUAGAAUUGAACCAAAUACUGCCAUCCCAGUACAGCAACUCUGGGAUAAGCCUAGAGAGCAUCAUGUGAAAUGUGGCUCAGAUUCAUUUGCUGCAGACCCUACAAAGCAGACAACUAUCAGUGUUAGCUUCCUGCUGACAGACAUUACAGAUACUUAUGAAACUUUCACGCUUAACCUGUUGUCUUCCCUGUUGGUUGGUGGACCUAAUUCUCCCUUCUACAAAGCCUUACUUGAGGCCAGUCUUGGUACAGACUUUUCUCCUGAUGUUGGGUUUAAUGGCUGCACAAAAGAGGCUUACUUCAGUGUAGGCCUGCAGGGAAUUGCUGAGAAAGACAUAGAAACCAUCAAACAAAUUACUGCUAGAACAAUAGAUGAAGUUAUUGAGAAAGGAUUUGAGGAAGAGAGGAUUGAAGCCCUACUUCACAAAAUUGAAAUCCAGAUGAAGCAUCAAUCUACAAGUUUUGGACUUGCCCUGACAUCAUACAUAGCCUCCUGCUGGAAUCAUGAAGGAGACCCUGUGGAACUUUUGAAGAUUUCAGACAAAGUGACUCAGUUCAGGCAGCACCUCAAGGAAAACCCAACAUUUCUUCAAGAAAAAGUUAAACAGUAUUUUAAGGAUAAUCCACAUAGAUUGACUCUGUCGAUGAGUCCAGAUGAAAGCUACUAUGAAAAACAAGCAAAAUUGGAAGCCGAAAAACUGAAACAAAAAGUUAAUGCUCUUUCUGAAGAAGAGAAGAAACAAACGUAUGAAAAAGGUUUGGAAUUAAUUGCUCUUCAAAGCAAACCUCAGGAUACCUCCUGUCUCCCAGCUCUAAAAGUAUCUGAUAUUGAGCCCACAAUCCCAUUCACUGAGCUGGAGAUGGCAUUUGCAGCUGAUGAAAUCCCUGUCCAAUACUGUUCUCAGCCAACCAAUGGGAUGGUAUAUUUCAGAGCUGUUUCCAGCUUGAAUACACUUCCAGAGGAGCUCAAACCAUACGUGCCACUCUUCUGCAGGGUCAUUACUAAAAUGGGCUGUGGAGCGCUUGGUUACAGAGAGCAAGCCCAGCAAAUGGAGCUAAAAACAGGUGGCAUGUCUGUCAGCCCACACAUCGUUCCAGAUGAUUCACAUCUGGAUGCAUAUGAACAGGGUGUGCUCUUUUCUUCUCUGUGCCUGGAUAGAAAUCUGCCAGACAUGAUGCACUUAUGGAGUGAAAUCUUUAACAACCCACACUUUGAAGAAGAGGAGCAUUUUAGAGUACUGGUUAAGAUGACUGCACAAGAGCUGUCAAAUGGCAUUCCUGAUUCUGGGCAUUUAUAUGCAUCUGUUCGAGCUAGCAAAACCCUUACGCCUGCUGGAGAGUUACAAGAAAUGUUUAAUGGCAUGGAUCAGGUGAAACUGAUUAAGCGAAUUGCAGAAAUGUCUGAUAUUAAACCAGUACUACGCAAACUACCACGCAUUAAGAAAUAUUUAUUAAACAGUGAUAACAUGAGAUGUUCAGUGAAUGCUACACCUCAACAGAUGUCACAAGCAUCUAAAGAAGUAGAAAACUUUUUAAAGGGCAUCGCUAGAAGCAAAAAAGAGAGAAAACCUGUCCGCCCCCAUGUGAUUGAGAAGUCUCCAGAGCCCGUGCCUGUUGGAAGGGAAAGGCUUAAUUGUUCACAAAUCACAAGAAAACUAAUUACUGAGCCUACCUUCAAACCAUGUCAGAUGAAGACCCAUUUUCUACUUCCCUUCCCAGUGAAUUAUGUUGGAGAAUGCAUUCGAACUGUUCCCUACACAGCUCCUGAUUAUGCAAGGUAGGUGCGCAUGCACGCCAAGCUCCCAAGUCCAGAAAUUCUAACAAGCAGUGUCCGUUGGCCCACGCAUGCACAGAAAUUCACCUUGUGCGCCAGACCCAGGACAUAACAGGUAGUGUGGGUCAACACCUCUCCAGUUCCUUCUUACUGCCGCAUGGCCUGAGUUGGAAUCACUGUGUCCACAUAUUUCUCCAGCUUUUAUCCUUAUACUCUGUAAAUACAUUUCUAAACAGGGUAUAGUUUAUAUUAGCAUAGUUAGUUAUUAGUAUAGGUAAGGCUCCCCCCCCCCUCCCCCCCCCAUACCGGGGUCUUCCUCCCUGUGGUCUGGGACUGUGCUUUAAAUUCCUAGGGUUCAAGAACCAUCUCCCGUGCCCUUGCUCCUUUUCCAUGAAUGACAAUCAUCAACCCUGUCUCUGUUGUUUGGAUGAAACCUGUAUUGCUGCAAAGUGCAGCAUCUGUCACGCUUUUCUGCUGCAAACUCGCAAAGCUUGUGAACUUUGAUUAAGAAAACACCUUAUGGAGAAGGCUGAGGCCUUUCUCUGAUCCAGGCCAGGGAGACCCCCCUGCCGUACAUUUGCCCCAUCAGAUGAGCAACACCCCUCCGACCACGAGCUUAAGAGUGGAAUCUACAGCUGCUUACCUCAAGAACUCUUCUUCCUGGGUUCGCCAUGAGAGUACGGGUAUGUCUGCACUACCUGCCAUAUUGGCAGGCAGCGAUUGAUCCAGCGGGGAUCGAUUUUAUCGCAUCUAGUCUAGAUGCGAUAAAUCGACCCCCCCCCCCCCCCCCCCCCCCGAGCACUCUCCCAUUGCCUCCUGUAUUGCACUGCUGCGAGAGGCGCAGGCAGAGUUGACGGGGCAGUGGCAGCUGUCUACUCACCGUAGUGAAGAUACCACGGUGAGUAGGUCUAAGUACGUUGACUUCAGCUAUAUUAUUCACAUAGCUGAAGUUGCGUAACUUAGAUCGAUUUCCUCCCCGGUGUAGACGAGGGCUGAGGAACACUCUCUUAUGCUAGUAAGGACAGAUGCCCUUCCGGAUCUGCCUAUGAAGGGAAGGAGUCCUUCCCGAGCCCAUCCAGGCUGGGUGAGCAUUUGCAUGCGAAUCUGAUGGGUCCAGGAUCACCAAAGACCCACAGAUUGAUGGGUAAAGUAUGCAAAAAGGAGCUGUUGGUACCACUGGUAGCUCCAGUUCCAAAACACAAGGACUGACACCUGCUGGCACAAUCCAGAAGUGCUGGGCCUGAUUCUUCCUCAGUACUGUCCCAUCCUCCUCAGGACCACCUGGCUACAACUCCCUGGGACGAGUCGGAACCAUCAGUCCUGACUGUUGGAAUGCUUCAAGCACUAAGUCUUAUGGACACUUCUGUACUACACUGGAGGAUAUAUUCCUCUCUCAUGCUCAGUCUUUUCUCUUCUCUGGCCUGGUGCUUAUGAGGGACAUUGCCACAGUAGAGGACAAAGCUAUGUUUUGUUGUCACUGGAGCCAUCCCUUCUCCAACCCUCCGGUAUUGUUGGUUCCACCAGUGAAGUGAGAGCAGUUGUCAGACUUGGAUAGAUAGGACGCUCUUGCUGUUCUGUCAUCUCCUUGUAGAGAGCUGAACCACGAUAGACAGUCAAGGAGAUCUGAGCUCCAUCCUCCCAGUUCUGACUUCCCUACGGAUCACUGGUACACAAUGCCAUGGGCUUCACACCACGUGCAGUUGAUCCUGCCUUACUGGGAGCCCUGGCAUCCCUGUGGAAGAUGCCCUGGAUCUGUCCACAAAUCCUGCGACAACUCUCCUACGUGGCACCACUGGAUCCGUUGGAGUACGAGAAGGAGGACAUAGGCCCGGAUGUGCAGUUAUCGACGGGAAACUCAUUUUUGUCUCCCAGAUGAAGCCAUCACUCGAUCCUCACUAUCUCCACUGAAUGACCAUAGGCAAUACCAGGAGCUAUUUCAUACAAUUGCCAGUGACCUCCAGACACCACUUGAGGAGGUCCAGGAUUCCCAGCAUCCGGUCAAAGCAAGGUGGCGUUCCUGAUCAACAAGGCAGUCAUGGAGCCAGCCAGAGUAGUCUGGCACACUCCAGACUCAUACAUCCCCACAUCUAAGAGGGCUGAGAGAUGCUAUUAUGUCCCUGCCAGAGGGGCUAAAUUUCUCUUCUCCCACCCAGCGCACAACUCCCUUGUAGCCCUAGAGAGAACAAAGUCACAGCAUCCCAAGACCACACAGGCUGACAGGGCUCAAAGAGAUCGGACCUUAUGGGGAAAACGGUCUUCUCGUCUAUGAGCUUACAAUUCUGUAUCGCUAACUAUCAGGCCUCAUUAGUGAAAUAGGAUUUUAAGGACAAUCUUCCCUCUGAUGACAGAGCCCAGUUUCAGUCUCUCUUAGAGGAGGGCAAACUAGUGGCUAAGACUUCCUUUCAAGCUGCGGUAGAUGCAGCUGACACUGCAUCCAGAGACUUAACCACUAGCAUAGUCAUGAAGCAUGAGUCUUCACUUCACUGCUCACAGCUUCCCAAGGGGGUCCAGAACACCAAACAGGACCUGCCUUUCGAUGAGUUGAGUUUGUUCAUUGAGAAAAUGGGCACAUCCCUACACUUGUAGAAAGACUUGGAUGACACUACACUCCCUGGGGGUUUACGCCCCAGUCCCGUGAAGAAUGCACCAGAGGCAGGGAUAUAGACCAAGGCUGCCCCCUCCACAGUCAACGCUCAGCCUCCCUGUAAAUGACAGAAUUCAGAGACCUUGAUUUUCAGCCACCUCUACUACCAUGAUCUCUGCCCAUUCUCAGCCACCUGCCAAGGGCUACUUUUGAUGCAUAGUUGAGAUCCAUCUACCACAGUUGAUGCCAGUCACUUCUUACCCCCAUGAUCUUUGAGGGCCACCUCAUACUUUUCACCCACAAUUAGGAUUCCAUCGUGACAGACAGCUGAAUCCUAGAAAUUAUAUAUCAAGGAUACUCCAUAGAGUUUCUCCCUUCCUCCCCCCACACAAGUCCCUCUUCAAGGAUCACUCUUACAAGGUGAUUCUUUGCCAGGCAUCCUUCCUCCUAUGAGGGACAAUAGAGCAGUACCACCUCAGUGUCAAGGAAAUGGGGUUCUAUUCCCCUUACUUCUAAGGCCCCUAAAAAGACGAAGGGUGGAUACCCAUUCUGGACCUUCAACAGCUGAACAUUUUUAUUCAAAAGUCAAAUUUCAGGACAGGAGGGAAUAUGGUUCGUGGCUCUCAACAUGAAGAAUCCUUAUUUCCAUGUAGAUAUUCAACCGUCUCACAAAAAGUUCCUUCAUUUCUGGUGGAGCAAGAGCAUUUCCAGUUCAGACUUUAGACUGAUGAUUGCGCCCAAAGUUUUCAUAGAAGUCUUCUCAAUUGAGACAGGGUUACACAUGGGUUUUCCUGUAUCUCAGUGCCUGGGUCCCUGUAGGUGGAUCUGGGCCAGAGGUCUGUUUGCAACUUUGUUCCUGCUGCAGCUGUUAGCAGCAGUAGGAGUCUGUGUAAAUGAAGAAAAGACCAUUUUAACACCCACACGGAUGAUGAACUUUAUCAGAGUGACACUGGACUCCACUACAGCAAGACUCCACUAUACCUCAUGGAAAUAUUUCAGCUAAUGAGUUAUCUGAUAGCACAGAUUACUCACAGACCAAGAACUACACUCAGGAUGUGCCUUUUUCUCCUGGCCCACAUGGCCUUAUGCACUUAUGUGACCCAUUCCCCCAGGUUUCAUAUAUGCUGCCUACAAACCUUGCUCUGUUCAGUCUACUCAUCUGAAAAGGAUCUCAUUAACACCAGUGUAACUAUUCCCACCAGAGUCAUCGCCUCUCUUAUUUGGUGGUCGAACCCAGGUGAAGUGACAGCAGAGGCGACGUGUGAGACGGUACGUAGGUUACAUGUCCCGCAAAUUUCUGCCAAGGUUUGUCAGUCCCGCUUGGUCACAUGGUGCGGCCUGGACUUGUCCCUGCAUGGCAGCCGCCAGAGCCGGCAAGCUGUGAGCUGCACACCGUGCGGAGAGGUAGGAGCAACAGCUGGGAGCUGCAGGGAGGGGCCUCGUACUUUCCAGGUAGGGAGACAGGGUAAGCGGGGAGACCUGCCUGGGAGGGGGCAUCACUCAAGCUGUUCUGGGGGUGGCCGUACAUUUAAAUUGUAACCCCUGCACUAUCAGCAGGUACAGGUCGUCUCUGAGAGAGAGUGGGGCUUUCCCUUUGUCACUCCCACCUCCACAGUCCCCAUUGUAACAGACUCAUCCCUUAUGGGUCAGGGUGUUCACCUGAACAACACAGUGUCAUCCUUUCUGCAGUAGAUGGGAAUUCUAUCUUUAUUGACCCUACAACACUGAGGCUUAUGAAAGGCCUAGUUAGAACCUUUCUGCUAAUCAUCAAACCUACGCCUCAGAGGGACCUCAGUCUCAUGCUGUCAGCACUCACUGGGCUGCCAUUUGAACCCUUGGCAACAUGUUUAACCUGUCAUAUUAUUCGUGGCUAUUACCUCAGCUAGAAGGGUGGACAAGAUGGGAGCCCUCAUGGCAGACCAACUGUAUACUGUUUUUCACAAGGAAAAGGUCUUUCUUUGAUUGAAUCCUUAAUUUCUCCCCAAGGUUAUUUUGGAAUUUCAUGUCAACCAAGCUAUCCACUUCCCUGUUUUCUUCCAAAAACGCCAUAACUCUGUUAAGGAAGCUUCAGUCCCUUGACAUCAGACACACACACCUUAGAUUUGAUCCUGUGCGGGUAGAAUGCUAUCAGGAAGUCUCCUAGGCUCUUUCUGACAAAGAGUUCAUGAGGACAAACUAUAUCUUCUAAGAGGAUCUCUAAAUGGGUUUGUGGGUGCAUCAUUGUGUGGUACCAAUUGACACACAUCCUUCCACCUGACAGAGUAAGGGCACUUUCCACCAGAGCGCAAGCUGCCUCUGCAACAUCACUGCACAAAGUACCGUCUCUGGACAUGUCCAGGAUGGCUAGCUAGAGUUAAACAUUGCAUGCUAGUUCAAUCCUCCGCUGCGGACACAGCAGUGGAAACUGCAAUAGUUUAAGCAUCCUUGCACCCCCCUCCAGUCUGAAUACUGCUUGUCAGUCAUCCACAUGUGGAAUACACACAGGGACCAGCACUUGAAGAAAUGGAGGUACUUACCUGCAACUGGAAGUUCUUUGAGGUAUGUGGUCCCAAUCUAUAUUCCAGUAUCCACCCUCUGUCCCUUCGGAUCUUUUUGGAUUCGUAAGAAGAGGAACUGGAGAGCCAUUGGCCUGCAUCGCCUUUUAUGUCCUCGGUCUGGAGCAUGAGAUGAACUACUGCGCAUGUGCGGGCCAGUGGAUGCUGCUUGUUAGAAUUUCCAGAGUUGGAUGCAUGGCAUGCAUGCGCACCAAUUUGUGGAAUACACAUAGGGAUCACCUAUCUCAAAGAACUACCAUUUACAGGUAAGUAACCUCCAUAUAUUUUUGAACCACACUCACGAGAAAUCCUCUAGAAGGCAGUCUUUGCACAGCUGUUGAUCUUGUGUUUAAAUAAUUGCCUAAAAAUAUCACCUGCUUGUGUUCUAACAAGUUCUGUAAGGGAGGGUGGAGUCAUUGGAUCAAAAUCUACUGUUUCUGCUCGUGACUCCUGCUGAAGUCUUUUUACAAGGACAGAAUUUGCCACGUUGUUAGAAUUUGGGUACCAAAAGCAACUGAAUUAUAACUUCCAAAUUGAAGGAGAACCCUGCACACUCUGAUCCUGUUUCUUUGUGUAUAUGAUGACAUGAUAUGUGACCAAAUAGGUGGCUUAGAGAACUUUAUAUUUCAUGGAGAGAGAUGAAAUUUAAACUAUUUAAGGAAGUUAGGGAGCAUAGUGGUAGUGCUAUUCUAGUAUGGAGAAAUCAAGAGACUUUGUAUUGAAGAUGGCACAAUUUAAAAUUCUUCAUUUUUGUGCUUAAAUCAUCAUUGUUACUGUAGGGUGCAAUUAGGAAUACUUCAUUUGUAUAACUUAGAUCUUUG
Chelonia mydas (Green sea turtle) is the source of this 8690-nucleotide messenger RNA. RefSeq names its product pitrilysin metallopeptidase 1 (gene PITRM1). Gene Ontology annotation, biological process: protein processing. Gene Ontology annotation, cellular component: mitochondrial matrix. Lineage: Eukaryota; Metazoa; Chordata; Testudines; Cheloniidae. Gene Ontology annotation, molecular function: metal ion binding. The transcript has 24 exons. Bases 119 to 2758 code for a protein of 879 amino acids. The record is from RefSeq and is a predicted model, not a curated record.